AUGGCUCAAAAGGAGGGAGGCGUAGCGAAGAAAGGAGAAGAAGGCACGAAGUUCGCCCUUUCCCUCCUCGAAGAAUUCGAACUCCCGAUGGGCCUUCUCCCUUUAGCCGACGUUGUCGAGGUGGGCUUCGUUAGGCCCACGGGCUACAUGUGGAUCGCUCAGCAGAAGAAGGUGGAGCAUAACUUCAAACUGGCGGGAAAGCUGGUGAGCUACGGUACGGAGAUAAACGGAUACGUGGAGAAGAAGCGGAUUAAGAAGCUGAAGGGGGUGAAGGCGAAGGAGCUCAUGUUGUGGCCACCGGUGAACGAGAUUGCCGUCGAUGAUCCUCCCACCGGAAAAAUUCAUUUCAAGAGCCUCGCCGGGGUUACCAAGACUUUCCCCGUUGAGGCUUUUGCGGCGGGCCAGUAGUAAUUUGGGCCUUUCGAUGUGAUUAGUGGGCUGGGCUCUUCGAAAGACUUUGGUGACGUGUCGUUGCUUUGAUGCUUUUUAAGUGUUCGGUGUUUAAUGGGCUUAUAACUGGGCCUGGUGCUGGGUUGUAGG
Molecule: messenger RNA, 540 nt
Organism: Asparagus officinalis (garden asparagus)
Lineage: Eukaryota; Viridiplantae; Streptophyta; Magnoliopsida; Asparagales; Asparagaceae
Exons: 1
Coding region: 1-408 (135 amino acids)
Source: RefSeq, a predicted model, not a curated record